This is a messenger RNA of Bufo bufo (common toad), 3343 nucleotides long. RefSeq names its product laeverin (gene LVRN). Gene Ontology annotation, cellular component: cytoplasm. The coding region runs from base 131 to 3193 and encodes 1020 amino acids. The record is from RefSeq and is a predicted model, not a curated record. Gene Ontology annotation, molecular function: peptide binding; metalloaminopeptidase activity; zinc ion binding. Lineage: Eukaryota; Metazoa; Chordata; Amphibia; Anura; Bufonidae. Gene Ontology annotation, biological process: peptide catabolic process; proteolysis. The transcript has 20 exons.
UCUCCAGAUCCAAAAAAUCCAUGGAGCAACCGGCUGCACUCCCUCCUGCCACCCUGUGACCCACCCAGCGCUCACCCUGCCAGCAGAGCCCAGGACUCAUCUUCUGGACCCGGCUACAACACUCUGCAACAUGGGACCCAAGUCUUCCUCUGGCUUCUACCUGAGCAGGACUUCUGCUGCCCUGCUGGCACUGCUGCUAGCUGCCCUGCUUCUGGCACUGAUUGUCCUGGGGGCUCUGUAUGCCCGGACUAGAAGUGCGGACCUGGCACAGGAGCAGACUGGCACUGUCCCCCCUUUAAUAUCGACCAGGUCUCCACAUGCAUUUAACACGACGACCCCCUCUUCUUUAAUAUUUACCAUGCCUCCUGAAGCCACAGGGCCACCCGGUAUAUGGGACAACCCCAGGCUACCCCCCGACCUGGUGCCCCUGCACUACGACCUGGAGCUGUGGCCAAGGACAGAGCAGGAUGCUGGGGGCAACUAUGGCCUGUCAGGGCAGGUGAACAUCACCCUCAGCUGUGUGCAUGGCACAGACGUGGUGCUGCUGCACAGCUCCCAGCUGAACAUUAGCCGGGCACAACUGGCACCACUGGCAGGGGGGUUCACUUUCAAGAGUGAGCAAGCUGGACUCAAACUAAGUGAUGGAGCCAGAGCCAACCUCUAUGAAGAAAGGGUGGCCUCACACUUACAAGACACAAGUGCCAGCAACUUGGACCAUGGGCAGAACAUUUCUAUUACCACCCUAUGGCACUCUGAGCUCCAUCAGUACCUGGUUCUGGAGCUGGAGAGGCCACUUGUGGCAGGGAACCUGUAUCUGCUGGAGCUGGACUACCAAGGCUUCCUGAGCACUGAAUACUCAGGACUCUUCAUAGCAGAGUACACAGACUUUAACAUAGACAAGGUCCUGGUUGCAUCAGAACUGGAGCCGACAUCUGCUCGGACAGUUUACCCGUGCUUUGAUGAACCUGCAUUUAAAGCAACUUUUAAAACUAGAAUUGUGCACAAUUCAAGCUACGUGGCGUUAUCAAAUAUGCCAGCUAUAGCUGCCUCCGAAAGGGAAGAUGUAAAUGGAACUAAAUGGACUGUUACAACAUUUAACACUACUCUGAAAAUGUCAACCUAUAUAACAGCUUUUGUAGUAUGCGACUUUGAUUACGUCAGAACAACUGAAAGGGGCAACGAGAUACGAGUAUGGGCACGUAAGGAGGUAAUAAAGAAUGGAUUUGCAAACUUUUCUUUGGAUAUUGUGGGGCCAAUUCUUUCUUAUAUGGAGAAUCUAUUAAAUGUCACAUAUCCUUUACUAAAAACAGAUUUAGUAGCAAUGCCGGAUAUCGGCGUUGCCGCAAUGGAGAACUGGGGAUUAAUUACUUUUCAAGAAGCCUCCCUGAUGUAUGAUCCCAAGAACAGGUUCAGCAAUUCGAAGGCUUUGACAUGUUUGAUUGUGGCCCAUGAGAUAGGACACCAGUGGUUUGGAAAUCUUGUUACCAUGAAGUGGUGGAAUGACAUUUGGCUGAAUGAAGGCUUUGCCUCUUACUUUGAAUACAUUGGUGCCAGUUUCAUUGACCCUAAAUUGAAAAUGAAUGAGCUAUUUAUGAUGCACAAUUUGCUAAACAUUUUUGAAGGAGACACCCGGGCGUCCGCAAGACCUGUAUCCAUUGAAGAAAAAGAAAUCAAUAAUGUGGAGCUUAUAGAACCAUUAUUUGAUGAAUUCUCCUACAACAAGGCAGCUGCUCUAAUCCGAAUGGCUUCAUCCUUCCUGACAGAGAUACUCUUCCUCAAGGGGAUCAGCUCAUACUUGAAGAAAUUUUCAUUCUCAAAUGCUGACCAGGAUGGUUUGUGGAAUCAUUUACAAAUGUUUAUAGAUGACCAGGAUGAAGUAAAAUUACCAAUGUCAUUGAAAAAUAUCAUGGAUUCGUGGACAUGGAAAAAAGGAGUCCCUCUAGUAACACUCAACACGUCUACUGGAACGCUAAGUCAAAGGAUGUUGAAGAUAGGCAAUAAGGAAAACGACACCAGUGAUUCCAAUCAUACAUGGAUUAUUCCUAUUUCCUGGAUGAAAAAUGGAAUUCAGAAGCAAUUAAUAUGGCUAGAUACUAAGACAAAAAAUGUCUCUGAAAUGAAGACAAGUGAUGAUGAAUGGAUUAUAUUAAAUAUUAAUGUCACUGGUUAUUACAAAACAAAUUACGAUGUCAAAAAUUGGAACAGUAUCGCAAAAAAGCUUGAAGAAGACAAUGGGUUUCUGCCAGUUGUUAAUAGAGUGCAGAUCAUGGAUGAUGCAUUUAUAUUGGCAAAUGCUGGUUACAUGGAAUAUGAAACAUCUCUCAAUUUAACAAGAUAUCUGGAAAACGAAAUGGAAAUCCUGGUGUGGUACAGAGUUCUGAAACACUUAAUUAACUAUAAAAAGUCACUGGUUACAUAUCAUUCCUUUCCGCUAAUAAAGAAAUAUAUUUUGAAAAGAAUCAACCCAAUAUUUCAACACUAUGCAAGUAUCAUUCGCAGAAAUUUUGAGGAAACUGUUGAUGACAUAUUUGUUCAUACAGGAAUAAAUGACAUUUUUAAGGCUGCCUGUUUUCUUGGACUAAAAGAUUGUCUUGAUCUGGCAAGUGAGCUGUAUACAAAAUGGAUGGCUAACACCACUAAUGAAAUACCCGAUUCUAUUAAAAGUUCAGUUUAUUGCUAUGGUAUUGCAGAAGGUGGUGAAAAGGAAUGGGAGUUUGCAUGGAAUUAUUAUAAUAAAUCAGACAUGGAAGAUCAUUGGGAGCUGUCUUUCCUCAAGGAUGGUUUGAGUUGCACCAAGGAACCAUGGCUGUUGUAUCGGUACUUGAAGGACAGCAUGAACAGUGGUUCUCCUAAUAUGUUGGAGGUCUUGUUGGAUAUGCUUAAAAAUGACAUAGGAAGACACGUAGCUUGGGACUUUUUGAAAGAGAACUGGCAUCAAAUAAAUGACAUCAACAUGAAAGAAUCCAAUCACUUUUAUGAAAUGUUAUUACCAGACUUAGGAUCUAAAGCCACGUCUGAGCUGCAGUUCCAAGAGUUGGAGCUAUUCAUUACAACUACUAUGGAUGAAAGUAGUAGAGACAAUAAACUUGAGGGGCUGCAAGCAAAAAAGAAAGCCCGGUUAGAGUGGAUAAACAUUGUGAAUACCAGAAUUACUGACUGGCUACAGAGGAAUACACUGGAUUCAGAUUUCUAAAGUCUAUCAUUUAUAAUGCAGCAUCUGAGAUUUUGUAGCCUUUUUCUAAAGAUUAUUCUCUUAUAUAUAAAAGUUCCAAUUAUUUUUUGUUUAGAAAUCAAAAUUCUUGAUAUAUAUUUUUUUACAACAUGGAAGAAUGUGAUUAAACUU